UCAAACUGAACACCGCUGAAAGGAUGCGACAGUUAUUUACAACUUAGGGGAACAGAGGUACAACAGCAUCAUUCAAAAACUCACCUCACUAUUGGACCAAAAGAAGAGUGGAGGUCACUUCCGGGGCAGGGCCUCAGAGGAGUGGGGCUUACAUCUCGGUGUCCUUGUGCAGCGUUCCACUGGUGGACUGGAAAGGCAAUCAGUUUUCCAAUUAAGGUCUUCUGCAUUUGAGAUCUACACAAGGAAGGCCCAGAACUUGACCCUGGAAGCCCAGUGGCACGGUUGUUCUGCCCCCUAGAGGCCUGUAAAAGUAUUUCCCGACAGCCACAUACCAGCUACAGCCGCUGCUAUUGGGCUGCACAGAUACCGCGAUCUCCACAGGUGGAGCCUCGCAGGGGGCGGGGCUUAGCGUGACAUUUUGCGACUUUGCUUAGGCAGGCGUCACUUGCAACACCACUGGCCGUCCGGGGCGCAAACCGGCCGGGGUGAGGAGCAGGAGAUUCGAACGCGCGAGGCCCAGCGCUGCACCUGCGCGGCUCCCCGAGAAGCCAGGACCGCGGCCUCCCCGCGGCGCCCCACGAGCUCCCACGACUCGCCCGCGUCGCGCCGGCCUGCGCCCCGCCCGCCCGCAGCCCGCCUCUGCUGGCGUCCAGACCUGUCACCGCGUGCAGGACACGGCCCCCCAUGCCCUCCGCCAGGCCCCGGGAGCAAAGCCCGCAGCGCGUCGACGUGAUGGGCAGCCGGCUCCGCAGCCCCAGCGCCUACCCUGCACCCUGGUGGGGACCGCAGCCCGGAGGACCCGGCCCCGCCAAGCGCCGCCGGUGGGAGGAGCCCGCCGGCCUCGAGGCCCAGCCGGCGCCCAGCCUCCAAGACGUGGUGGGGCCCCCGGCCCCGGCCGCGCUCACUUCCGUCGUGGUCCUGGCCGCGGGCUGCGCCCUGCAGCUGCCCCUGGACCACGUCGACCUGCUGCUGGAGCCCGAGCCAACGUCGGUCCUGCAAGUGUCUCUCGGAGAUCACACCCUCGUGCUGGUCCCCCAGGCCCUCCUGGACGCCGGCGACCAACGCUCCGGAGGCCAGGCCCACUCGCCCUUCGGCCUGGAACCGGCCGCUUUCCCGGGCGCUCCCGGGGACGCCGCCGCCGUCGAGCAGGGAUUGUUCUGCGCAUCUGUCCCGGAGGUCGCCGCCCAAGUCGAGGCCUACGACGAGGACGCCGACCCUGAGUUCCCGCCGUCUUGGGCGGCCCCUGCAGCUGGCUCAGUCGCUGGGCUCCGCCCCUCGCCUGGAAGGGAGUGCGGCCCCUCCCCGCACGGCCGAGUCCCAGAGCCCUCGCCCUGGGCCCCCACCCCUAGUCCAGAGAGACGCUCUCCUGGCCCCUACUACCAGCUGGACUUCCACCUUCUGGAGCCCUUUCCCACCUCGCCCCUCCAACCUCUGCCUCCCUCUCCGAGUCCAGGUCCCCACGCGCGCCCCCCGCGCCCUAUUGGUCCUCCGCGCAAGGCCCGGAGACGCCUCUUCGAGGAAUGAACCGCCUCCCACAGUCCCUGGGCACCGGGCUGGGGAUCAUGAGAAGGUCUUCUGAUAACAGCUGUGUGUCCAUUGCACAACCUACAGGAAUCACCAAGCGUGUAUAACAGACAGAUGCUUUUUUGAUGCAGGCUGCAUCGGAGAAUUUUAGAUCAGUGGAGAACUAGAACAUCUAGAAGGAAGAUGACCAGGGCGAAGAAAUGCUACUUGAAAUGUAGUGUACUUUGCGACGUCCAGAUGGCCGCUUAGGUUGUUCUCUCUGGAGAAGUCACCUUGAGGAGCUCCAUUCCUCCCAGUUUAGCUUGGAACCUCGGCUCCAGCACUUUUCUCUAAAAAUCCAUCCUUUCUCCAACACCCUACCACUGCACCCCUUUUCUCCCAAAUUAAUUACUGAAUUUCUUAGGUUUAAUGGGUCUGGGCCCUAGUGCCCGUGCUAGGUUAUUACAACCUUCUCACUGGUUUGACCUUUUCUUUAUGUGGCUAGCCCCUUUUGGGGAAUCUAACAAAUACUUGUAUGUGGACAAACGUUUGUUGGAUACAAAACAAACGCGGAUGGGGAACAAUGAUCACGAGCCCUCCUCUUUUGUAAUGACUAAGUUAGCUAAGAGUUUAACUAUAUUGUUGGGUUGGUUGGUUGGUUUUUUCCCAAAAGAACCAACUCUUUCCUUUCUUUUUUUUCUUAUAUAUUUUUAAUAUAAUUCUCCUGUCCUGCGAAAGUUUAUAAUUCUAAAGAUUCUGUGUUUUUAUAGUUCUAAGAUCCCAAAUAUAUUUUGUACAUUGUUACUGACAUAUAGAAAUAAUUUGUUUCUUAUGUUGAUCUGGUAUCCAGCAAAAUUACUUAAUUUCUUUAAUGCCUUGUCUGUAGAGUCUCUUAUUUGACUGACAAAGACAAUAAUAUCUCCAAAUAAUGAGAAUGUUGUCUCUCUUUUUGACAAGCCUCUUACAUCUUAUUUUUCCUUAACUUUUUUUAUUGGCUAUUCCCUCAGCUCUAGGUUGAGCAGUAUGGUUGACAGGGGCAUCCCUGUCUAUGCAUUUUGUUAAUGCAAAUGCUUCUAAAUUUCUGAAACUAUGAUCUUUUCUGUACACAGUGGGUAGAUAACCUAUAUCCUAUUGAAGAGUUAGUUCUCAGUCAUUCUGAUCAUGAAAAAUUUUGGAUUUUUGUUUUGGUUGUUUUUGGCUAAAUGACUACAAAGGUUUUAUCAAAUUAUUUUAAAUGGCACUUUUAAUUUUGCGUGUAGACAUAAAAAGCUACAUGGAGCCUCUGGGUCAUUGGGGUACAUACAGAAAACUGGCAACAGAAACCUGGCAAAUGACACCAGGCUUGGGGCUUCAGGAUUUUAAAAAUUGGAUGCCCUUCUGAGGACCUGAUGAGAGAAAGGUGAAAGGGGAAAGGCAAGAACUGCAGGCUCACUUUACGGGUUUUAAAUAUUAAAUUUUGACACAUUUUUUUCUGUAUGCAAAGGAUGAUUUUUUGUAGUUUUUUUUUUUAUCUGUUCGUGUGGUGAUUUGCACUGAUGAGCCUUCUAAUGACAAAGUAUCUUUGCAUUUCUGCUAUUCCACAUUAUGUCGUACAAUUCUAAUUCCAUCCUGAGGUCUUUUUUGUUUUGUUUGUUGUUUUUAAAAAACAACCAGAUACGCUCUGCUCCUAAUUUUAAAAUGUCAUUAUUUUACCAGGCUUGUGUCAUAUUUUAUAACGAAAUAAAUUAUCAGUGCUAAAGCUGAAGUCCACAAGAUGCUAGUGUUGUCUGUUGAGCAUCAAUCACUAUUAUGUAGCUUUACCCACAUGCUGUGCCAGUGUCUUUGCCCACCUUCUGUCCUUGCAUUCCGCUCCUUCAUUCAGUCCUCUUUGUAUCUUUUACCAAGAUAUACCCGUUAAAAUUCUUUCAGCUGUGGCCUGUGUAUAAAUCUUAGUUUUGUAUGUCUGCAAAUAUUUCAGUUACACCUUUAAACUUAUGUCAUAUUCUCACUGGGUUUGGAAUUCUAAAAUAAAGCCUGU
This is a messenger RNA of Equus caballus (horse), 3520 nucleotides long. The record is from RefSeq and is a predicted model, not a curated record. NCBI's taxonomy places the organism in Eukaryota, Metazoa, Chordata, Mammalia, Perissodactyla, Equidae.